Molecule: messenger RNA, 2346 nt
Organism: Lepus europaeus (European hare)
Lineage: Eukaryota; Metazoa; Chordata; Mammalia; Lagomorpha; Leporidae
Gene: CCNT1
Product: cyclin T1
Exons: 9
Coding region: 112-2289 (725 amino acids)
Biological process (GO): regulation of transcription by RNA polymerase II; positive regulation of DNA-templated transcription, elongation
Cellular component (GO): cyclin/CDK positive transcription elongation factor complex; nucleus
Molecular function (GO): cyclin-dependent protein serine/threonine kinase activator activity
Source: RefSeq, a predicted model, not a curated record
AGCGGAAACUCGUCACGUCGCAGUUGCCCCCGCACGGCGGAUGUGUGUCGCCGCGUAGGUGACGCUGGGAAGUGCUCGCAGCCUCUGCCGCUGCCUUCUGGUUGUAGCACUAUGGAGGGAGAGAGGAAGAACAGCAACAAGCGGUGGUAUUUUACUCGAGAACAGCUGGAGAACAGCCCAUCCCGCCGGUGUGGCCUGGACCCCGAUAAAGAACUUUCUUAUCGCCAGCAGGCGGCCAAUCUGCUUCAGGACAUGGGUCAACGUCUUUUCGUCUCGCAGCUGACCAUCAACACCGCUAUAGUAUACGUGCAUCGAUUCUACAUGAUCCAAUCCUUCACUCAGUUCCAUCGAAAUUCUGUGGCUCCAGCAGCCUUGUUUCUAGCAGCUAAAGUAGAAGAACAGCCAAAAAAAUUGGAACAUGUCAUCAAGGUGGCACAUACUUGUCUCCGUCCACAGGAAUCGCUUCCUGAUACCAGAAGUGAGGCUUACUUACAACAAGUUCAAGAUCUGGUGAUUUUAGAAAGCAUAAUUUUGCAAACUUUAGGCUUUGAACUAACGAUAGAUCACCCACAUACACAUGUGGUCAAGUGCACUCAGCUUGUUCGAGCAAGCAAGGACUUAGCACAGACGUCUUACUUCAUGGCAACUAACAGCCUGCAUUUGACCACAUUUAGCCUGCAGUACACACCUCCUGUGGUGGCCUGUGUCUGCAUUCACCUGGCUUGCAAGUGGUCCAACUGGGAGAUCCCAGUCUCAACUGAUGGGAAGCACUGGUGGGAGUAUGUUGACGCCACUGUGACCCUGGAACUUUUAGAUGAACUGACACACGAAUUUCUACAGAUUCUGGAGAAAACUCCCAGCAGGCUCAAACGUAUUCGGAAUUGGAGGGCAUGCCAAGCAGCCAAUAAAACAAAAGCAGAUGACCGAGGAGCAGAUGAAAACACUUCAGAGCAGACAAUUCUAAACAUGAUUUCCCAAAGCUCUUCAGAUACAACUAUUGCAGGUUUAAUGAGUAUGUCAGCGUCUUCUACCACAAGUGUAGUGCCUUCCCUUCCAGUAUCUGAAGAGUCAUCUAGCAACUUAACCAGCGUGGAGAUGUUGCAGGGCGAGCGUUGGCUGUCCUCCCAACCUGCUUUUAAACUAGAACCUGCUCAGGGUCAUCGGACUAGUGACAAUGUAGCACUUAUAGGAGCUGAUCAUUCCUUGCAACAGGACAGUUCAAAUACAUUCAUUUCCCAGAAACAAAGUAGUAAGAGUGUUCCAUCAGCUAAAGUGUCGCUGAAGGAAUACCGUGCCAAGCAUGCGGAAGAGCUGGCGGCUCAGAAGAGGCAACUGGAGAACAUGGAGGCCAACGUGAAGUCACAGUAUGCGUAUGCUGCCCAGAAUCUGUUGUCUCACCAUGAUAGCCAUUCUUCAGUCAUUCUGAAGAUGCCUGUGGAAGGCUUAGAGAACCCUGAGCGGUCUUUUCUGGAAAAGGCCGACAAAACAGCUCUCAAAAUGAGACUACCAGUGGCAAGUGGAGAUAAAACUGCCUCUUCAAAACCAGAGGAAAUUAAAAUGCGCAUUAAAGUUCAUUCUGCCGCUGAUAAGCACAAUUCUGUAGAGGACAGCAUUACAAAAAGCCGAGAGCACAAAGAAAAGCACAAGACUCACCCAUCUAAUCAUCACCAUCAUCACAAUCACCACUCUCAUAAGCACUCUCACUCACAGCUUCCAGCUGGUACUGGGAACAAACGUCCAGGUGACCCAAAACACAGUAGCCAGUCAAGCACCUUACCACAUAAAACCUAUAGCUUGUCUAGUUCUUUUUCCUCUUCUAGUUCUAGUCGUAAGAGAGGCCCUUCUGAAGAGACGGGGGCAGUGUUUGAUCAUCCAGCCAAGGUUGCCAAGAGUACUAAAUCAUCUUCCAUAAAUUUCUCCUUCCCUCCUCUUCCUGCAAUGGCCCAACUGCCUGGGCAUAGCUCAGACACAAGUGGCCUUCCCUUCUCACAGCCCAGCUGUAAAACUCGAGUUCCUCAUAUGAAACUGGAUAAAGGCCCUGCUGGGGCCAAUGGACAUAAUACAGCUCAGACAAUAGACUAUCAAGAUACUGUGAAUAUGCUUAACUCCCUGCUCAGUGCCCAGGGUGUUCAGCCUGCGCAACCCCCAUUUGAAUUUGUGCAUUCUUAUGGUGAAUAUCUGAAUCCACGAGCUAGUGGAAUAUCCUCCAGAGCUGGCAAUACAGACAAACCCCGGCCACCACCUCUGCCAUCGGAACCUCCUCCACCACUUCCACCGCUUCCUAAGUAAAGAAGGAAAAAGGAGGAAAAAAACUUGUUUCAAAAACAUGCUUUUUUUUUUUUUUUU